Messenger RNA from Dictyostelium purpureum, 447 nucleotides. RefSeq lists its product as uncharacterized. Gene Ontology annotation, cellular component: cytosol. Gene Ontology annotation, molecular function: cytidine deaminase activity; zinc ion binding. Lineage: Eukaryota; Evosea; Eumycetozoa; Dictyosteliales; Dictyosteliaceae. Bases 1 to 447 code for a protein of 148 amino acids. The transcript has 3 exons. The record is from RefSeq and is a predicted model, not a curated record.
AUGGAACAACCACAAUACAAAUUAACUGAUGAAGAAUUAAGCAAAUGUAUGGAUGCCGCCUACGAUUCAUUACAGUACUCCUAUUCCCCAUAUUCCAAAUUUAGAGUUGGUGCUGCUCUUUUAGGUACAAAUGAUAAAAUUUAUACUGGUGUCAAUGUUGAAAACUCAUCAUAUGGUUUAACUAUCUGUGCUGAAAGAACCGCUUACACUAAGGCUGUCUCCGAAGGUUGCACUACCUUUAAAGGUAUUAUUGUUGUCAGUGAUGCCACUGAAAGAUUUACAACUCCAUGCGGGGCUUGCAGACAAUUUGGUGUUGAAUUUGGUAACUUUGAAGUUGUUUGUUGUAAACCAGAUAGAACUAGUUUCAGAUCAAGUACUUUUGGUUUCCUUCCAGGUUGUUUCACUCAAGUUGAUUUAGAUCUCCAUGCCAACCAAAACAAAAAAUAA